AUGAAGAUACGGAUCUCAAGCAGAAAACUAGCGGUGAGGACGUUGACGCCGUCACGUCAUCAGGGACCGCCUGUUGAAGGCUUCCGGAGAGCAGAAACAGCCUCCGAGGUCUGCGUCGUUAAGGUAGUCCCGCUCGCAUCCUCGAGCUCGGCUUAUGGCUACCCAGCAUAUGCUGCAUCGACUCAGCCGGCCGUUGCAACGCAGGUCCCCGCGGCACCGUCGUCACUAUACGACCCGUGCGGCGCAGGCUCUGCGGGCGCGUCGAACGCGGCUUUUUCAUACGCUCCUCCUGCCGCGGUAGGAAAUCUGUAUGCCCAUCCUGCUCAGGCCACACAGCCCUCGCAGCCGUAUCAGCCAACUGCAGCGAUGGCCCAUCCCAAUGCAAACCCUUACGGCCGCCCAUCAUCACAACCUCAGAAGAUCGUGGGCCAAGCGCCUCCACCACCUAUCAUGCUCCCUCCUCCCCCACCGAGAGCCGCGUAUGUCACGCCUUCCGGUCCGCCACUGCCACCCAAACGUGAUGCCGUCGGUUGGAACGACGCGCCCUCAGGUAUCGCCCAGCAACGCGGAACAGGACCCACCAGUAGACCAGCUGCCAUCACCGCUCCCUUGCCUAAAGCGCCCAUGUCCCCGAGCCUGCCUAGCACCCCGAGCUUCGGUCAUGGCCAGCUACAGCCCGCGUUGCCGCCACCACCGCGUCCUGGAAGCGUGCAGCAACGUCCGCCUCCGCCACAGGGCGGUCCAGGACCCUUCCCAAUGCAUCCACCGUCGGGUCCUCCGCCUCCUGGCCGGAUGAUGAUGUCCCCGCCGCCAGGGCCUGGCAUAGCACGCUCGCCACAGGCGCCGCCUCCUUUGCCCGGCCAGACCCCACCUCCUAUGCAAGGGCGACUCCCUCCUGGUGCUCCGUCCCAAGGCGUGCCGGGCCCGUCCGGCCCAUACACGCGCGCGACGCCACAGCCACAAGGCCCGCCGCCCAUGGGACCUCCUGGCCAGUCGCAGUUCGCUCAGCACCCGCCGCCGCAACACAGCAGCCGGGGCCGCAAGGCCAGGCCCACCGUGCGGCGCGCCGACCGGAACAGUUCGGCAGCGCCAGGACGCGCAGGCCCGCCGCCGCCAAAGUACCCUCCUGGUGACCGGAGCCAUAUACCCGAUGAGAUGCGGCCCGUAUACGCUGUACAUGAUCUCGGGCCCUCGCAAAAACGUCUCGUCGAUGACCUGGAGCGGAAGAUCAACCGGCUCUGA
This is a messenger RNA of Fomitopsis serialis, 1242 nucleotides long. RefSeq lists its product as uncharacterized. NCBI's taxonomy places the organism in Eukaryota, Fungi, Basidiomycota, Agaricomycetes, Polyporales, Fomitopsidaceae. The transcript is spliced from 5 exons. The record is from RefSeq and is a predicted model, not a curated record. Bases 1 to 1242 code for a protein of 413 amino acids.